GGUUCUGCUUUCCACAUGAUUCGGAGCAGCAGAAUGAAUCACUGUAUGCAACUUACAGAAGCCAAGAUCUAACAGCUGAAGUGAAGUAUCAAGAUCUAACUGCUGAAGUGAAGUGCUCAGAAGAGUGUCAAAGCUGCAGAUAGAAAAGGAAAUUAUGUUUCUGAUGUAAAUCUUGCCGAGAGAACUGCUGGCUUUCUGGUUUCCAAGUCCCAUACUUCGGAGACGCCUGCUCCAUUUUAGAAUUGUAUCUACAACUAUGAAGUCCCUCUGGAUAAUCUUGUUUCUACUGGUGCAAGAAAAGGCAGAGGGAAGCAGUUAUUCCUCCAUGGCUCUUACCAGCACACGAGCACAUGCCGACGCGGCAGGCAAUACCACUCGUGCAGUGACUAUUUCUCAAGAACAACUUCAGGCGCUGCUGUGGUUUUACCGGAGAGAAGAUAUGUCCACGUGGAACUACUCCAUCCUAGCCCUGUCCAUUGCGGUAAUGUUUCUGGGCUUUCUGCUUCUGGGAAUAAACGUCAUGGCCAACAGAAACAGGAAGAUUAUCCUGUAUAAACAAAGUGCUGAUGCUGAAAAGCCAAGUGAGCCGGAAGCCAAGCCACCCUUUGUGCAUUUGAAGGAAGACAGUAACUUGAAUCCUUUAACACAAACAUUGAUUCCAAACCAACAAAGACCUGGGGAAGUUCUGGUUCAGUGGAAAGAUGGCAAUGUUACAACCCUAUACUCAGACAAGGCUGAGGAAGACGUCUAACAGGAAGUGCAGUCGGCAUCUAGACCCUAGACACAUUUCACAAAGGGUUGUGUAUCUAAAUUCAUCCUAACUGAAGCUUUGGAAGUUAAGCCCCGUUUAUCAAGUGGAAUAAAAAGAAAUAGCAGAGGAGGUUGUUCAGCGUGAGCUGCUCCUGACUCAGAUGAGGUCUGGUCCCGUCUGGUUUGAUGCCAGUAUGGUCCCAUCCCGACCUGCUGCUGCUGUCAGUUGGUUCCAGGAUACUCCUACAUACCAGCUUUGCCCACCCUCUCUCAGCUGUCAUUCGCCUCCCCUGCAAAACAAUCAGAUGAGCCAAACCAGACAAGGAAGGGGGGAGUAUUUGACGCUAGGCCGCCUGGAAAUGCCAUGCUUUAAAACACCCUGUGAAGGUUCAGCAAGAAAAAGCGGAAGCUAAACAGAUGUGCUGAGGCGUCGUUAAAAGUUGCCUUUAUUAAAAUAUUUUCCAAAAUCAUUGAA
Pelodiscus sinensis (Chinese soft-shelled turtle) is the source of this 1225-nucleotide messenger RNA. It is a transcript of the gene SLC51B, whose product is annotated as SLC51 subunit beta. Gene Ontology annotation, biological process: bile acid and bile salt transport. Gene Ontology annotation, molecular function: transmembrane transporter activity; protein heterodimerization activity. Lineage: Eukaryota; Metazoa; Chordata; Testudines; Trionychidae. Gene Ontology annotation, cellular component: plasma membrane. The record is from RefSeq and is a predicted model, not a curated record.